Molecule: messenger RNA, 4680 nt
Organism: Engraulis encrasicolus (European anchovy)
Lineage: Eukaryota; Metazoa; Chordata; Actinopteri; Clupeiformes; Engraulidae
Gene: itgae.2
Product: integrin, alpha E, tandem duplicate 2
Exons: 31
Coding region: 108-3503 (1131 amino acids)
Biological process (GO): integrin-mediated signaling pathway; cell-matrix adhesion; cell adhesion mediated by integrin
Cellular component (GO): external side of plasma membrane; integrin complex
Molecular function (GO): integrin binding
Source: RefSeq, a predicted model, not a curated record
CGUCUUAAUGGAUGUGAACACCGGAAGGAGAAACCAUUGACUCGUCUGUCUACCUGCUAGUUGAUGGAUUUCACUUGGCAAAGGGGUAGUACGGAGAUAAUGUCACAAUGAGGACCGCGUUUUUAUUUAUUCAAGCCAUUGUCUCAACAGCUGGAUUCAACAUCUUACAUACACCUGUUCAGUCUUUUCAAGAGGAUGACUCCUUUUUUGGCCAAGACAUUGUACAGUCGCAAAAUGGAAUUCUUGUCACUUCACCAUCACUUGGGAAACUUUGGAGAUGUGCGCAAAAGGAGAAUUGCACACUUUUGUCAGGAGAUGCACAAAAAGGUAUGAGACGCAUUCAGUCACUCUCCAGCAAGUUGGGCGAAAAACCAGCGGACCAACACUUGGUGUGUCAGCAGGUACGAAUCAAGAAAGAAAAAAAGGAAGACUUUAAUGGGCAGUGUCGAUAUCCAAGCCAGGGUGAACAAAUCAUCCAACCCGCUGAAAAUGCAAAAGACAUGCUCAAAAAGGCCAACCUCAACAACAACAACAACAACAACAACAACAACAACAACAACAACAAUGGUAACAGUAACAACAACAACAACAACAACAACAACGACGGGUAUGAGGAUGAAGAAGACCCAGGAACAGAGAUUGCCUUCGUACUUGAUGGCUCAGGAAGCAUCGAGCCGCCAGACUUUAUUCGGGCCAAAGAAUUCAUUAUGAAAGUCAUGGAAGGUGUCUGGUCAAAAUGUUUUGAUUGCAACUUUGCAGUUGUGCAAUAUGGAAACUAUAUCAGAACUGAACUCUCAUUAAUGGACAACAAGGAUGCAGCCAAAGCCAUUAGGAGGGUAAACGAAACCGAACAGAUUGGAAACACGACUGCGACUGCUUCUGCCAUCAAUCAUGUCCUGGAACACGUUUUUGUCCCUGAGAAUGGAUCUAAUUAUAAUGCCAAGAGAUUUGUAAUUGUGGUGUCAGAUGGACGCAUAUUUCUGGACCCUAUGAAGCUCACAGAUGUUUUAGAAAAACCAAAAAUGGCGAAUAUUACUCGCUUUGCCAUUGGGGUUGGGGCCGGCAUCCUGAAUGAUUCUACUGCAGUGAAAGAAAUGAAAGAGAUAGCAACAGAUCCAGAUGAGAACUAUUUUUUUGAAGUGAAAAGCUAUGAUGCAUUGGCUGGCAUUUUGUCACAGAUCGAGCAAGGCAUUGUUGGAGUAGAGGGUAUGGGCCAAGGAGCAGGAUUUCAGUUGGAAUUGUCAGAGGCUGGUUUCAGCUCCCACAUCGCCCUUGAUCAAUCCCUUCUUUUUGGAGCGGUGGGCGCCUUCGACUGGAAUGGAGGGAUGAUUGUGCGAAAUUUACAAUCAGACACGACAGCAUUUCUUAACAUAACAAGCAACGGGCAAAACAUAACCAAGAAAGAGCACAGGUUUUCAUACUUGGGCUACGCUGUGACUUCUGCAAAGGACUCUGAGAUACUUUACCUCUCCGGAGCACCCCGCUACAACUUGACGGGAGGAGUUUUUGUUUUUAAUGGACAGAACCAUACAUUGCAGCAGACCCUACUUGGAGACCAAGUGGGCUCAUAUUUUGGCUCUGUUCUCUGUGUCCUGAAUUCUGACAAAAAUCAGCCAAAGAAAACGGACUAUUUAUUCAUUGGAGCUCCACACUUUCACAGGAGGGGAGAGGAGGGGAAAGUUUUUAUCUACAGAUUGCACCAGGGUAAAUAUCAAAAGGAGACCUGGGAAUGGUCCGGCAUGUCAACGUACUCCUUCGCCAGAUUCGGUUCUGCCAUUGCGAACAUCGGAGACGUGGAUGGUGAUGGAUACAAUGAUGUGGCCGUGGGAGCGCCUCUGGAAAAGGGACAUGGAGAGACAUCUGGGAGCAUCUACGUUUACAAUGGAUACAGUGGCGGUUUUAGGGAGCACCACUCACAAAGAAUAUCAGCAGCUGAGACUGGGAUGAAGCUGAGGUACUUUGGGCGGUCGGUGAGUGCCAUGGCGGCCCCCGGGCCCGGCUCCAAGAGACAAGAGCUCAUCAGUGUUGGCAGUGAAGGACAUGUUGCUGUCUUUCAAACACUUCCUGUGAUUGUCAUCAACCCUAAAAUCACCAUGGAACCCAACAUGAUUCCCCUGAAGCACCAAACCACAGAGUUGGAAGAAGAAGUACUGAUUAAACCAAUGAUAUGUUUCCAGACGAAGGGAAAGGCUAGGGGUAAUACAUUGCCUGUCCAUUACAUGAUUGACUUGGAUGUUGGUAAAUCCAAGAAGCGUGUAGCUCUUAAAAACAAUGGACCAGGGGUCUUCAGUGUGACUGAUGAUGAUGAGUGCCUCAGAGACGUCAUCAUUACGUAUUUGGGCUGUUUUGACUGUUUUUCACCCAUCCAAUUCAAGUUGAAUUUUAGUCUGCCAUCAGACCCAGCAUCAGCCCAUUAUAUUCUCGAUGCAUUCACCCCAAACGAGACGACAGCAGAGAUCCCAUUUGAGAAAGAGUGCAAGGAGGGACCAUGUAAAGCAAACAUUAAAUUGACUCACUCACAGCUCAGCAUAGAGAAAGUCAUAAUUGGUGCGACUCAAGAAUUGAACAUAACUUUUAAUCUGGAAAAUGCUGGAUAUGGUUCCUACAUCACAACUCUGACUUUGAUUUACCCCAAGAUCCUUCGUUAUGUGAAGAUUAAGAGCCUGGAGGGAUCUGACUGCCAAACUGUUACGUGUAAAAGAAAUGAAAAAGAGGAAAAAGCAUUUUGGGAGCUGAACUGUGCUCUUUGUCAUCCAACUCUGAGGAAAUCGUCUCGGAUGGUUUUUAACGUCACCUGGGAGCCUGCAGGUACAAAAGCGGAGGAGAAGGAAGCUGAGAUCAGGGCCAUCUUGACAAAUAAAAAUUCAGGCACUGUGCAGCAGCUGGACGGGAAGAAUUUUACAUUUGACACUGCAAAUGCUCUGCCAGUUGGACUUGAGGGAGGGGCAGAGCCGCCUUCACUGAAAAAUGAGGAUGAAAGUGAGACAAAAACACUGCUAAUCAAAUUUCAGCCCGAUGGAAAGAACCUGCACAAUGCUACUUUAUAUAUCAACAUCACGAUAAAGCUGGACACACAGCACACAAGGGUGCGUGUACUAAAUGAUACAAAAGCCAAGAGUACCUGUUUCUUCCCAUAUUUUGGCAAGGACCUACCUUCCCAUAAAUGGGGAGUCUACCAGAUCCAGUGUGAGCAGAUACAGCCAAAAGACAUAGUCAUAAAGAUGGAAGUGGACAUCAGCGAUACACAGGUGCAAGAUGAGAGGAUUUUGGUCGUUGGAGAGUUGGGCUUUGACCAGGACACCUAUGUUACACUGGACCGCAGUCGGCUGAGGAAAGAGAUGUCGGUAACAGUAAGGAAACUGACGGUUGUCAAAUCGAUGCCAUCCAUCAUCGGGGGCUCCAUCGGAGGGUUUGUGCUCCUCGCCAUCAUUGUCAUCAUCCUCUUCAAGUGUGGGUUCUUCAAAAGGCGUCAUCAAGUGGAUAAAAGACCAAACGACGGAUGAAGACUUGAUCUCAACAUCCACUUACUUGACCUUAGUUCCCCAAGUUCCUCUUAAAGUAUUUGUUAGUUACUGGACCUCCACAAAGGAGGCCAUGUUUUUGAUACCAUUAGUUGCUUUUUAAAUUAAUUGUCAGUUUGUUAAGCAAAAAGUUAUUAACAGAUUUCGAUGAAGCCUAAAGGAAUGAUUUAGAGCAGGUCAAGGAACAAUAGGUUGAACAGGUGUGGUCGUUGCUGAUGAUUGAACUGUUUUUACUGGCCUACAUCAGAAGGAAGGAAUACAGAGAAAACAGUUAGAUGGCAUCAUUGCCACAUGUUGAGGAAAAACAUAUCCUUCUUACUUUUGAGAAUGUUUUUAAUUUUAGCACUCUCAGAGUUUUUACAAUGUCUUCACAAUCAUAUAUGUCAAUAUUGCUCUCUGAGGUGGCUGUCAGGCUACAAAGCUUUCUCAGAGGAGUCAAGCAAGCCUUGUUUAGUUCCAAAAUACAAAACUGUUUUUUAAUAUGUAUAUUUGUUUUUUAUUAUUACUAUGUUAAUAUCAUUAUUACAUUAUUAGUUUUUGAUCAUUGAUUUGAUUGCUUGAUUGUCUUUUUAAGCGCCUUUUCACUGGUGUUUAAAGCAAAUGCAUCUGGUCUCUCUGAUGAAUGCUUGCUGUGUCCACGUCAGAUAAACUUAUUCAAUUAUCCAUUAAGCUUCGGUGGUGAUCCAGAUCACUGCUUGUACCGUUACCACAGUAAUGUCUUGGAUCAGCGGCAUGUGUCCAAAUUUCCACCUUAACCAUUGUAUUUCAUCACAACCUAUCUGAAAGAUAAAUAUGGGAGGAGGAUUUGUUUGUUGACAGUUGGGUGCUGUGGGGCAGUGGCUAGCACCCAUCCCGUAGGCCCACCAUGACAAGCAGACGCAAUUUUAGGGUAAGUUGGGGCCCCAAGAGAAAAUUCAAAAGAAUGAACUUUCACCACGAAUCACCACUACUGUAGUUUGAAAGUCUUAGCUAUUAUUCACCAUCUACAGGCUUGGGGCCCCUAAGCAGCUGCCUGCCUAGCCUGGUGACAAGAUGCCUGGUGACGAGUAACAUUUGAAGCCUAUCUGGCUCAUUUUCUUACACCACCUCGUCUCCCGCUCUUGUUAAUCUCUUUACUGCGCCAUGAAGUUCAUUGUAGCCAUUUGUGUGAAUAAAUACA